UCUGCGCAGCCGCACUCCGCCGCCGCCGCCGCCGCCGCCGCCAAGAAGGCGCAGGACGACCACAUCAAGCGGCCCAUGAACGCCUUCAUGGUCUGGUCGCGCCUCCAGCGCCGCAAGAUCGCCCAGGAGAACCCCAAGAUGCACAACUCGGAGAUCUCCAAGCGACUCGGCGCGGAGUGGAAGCUCCUGUCGGAGGACGAGAAGCGGCCCUUCAUCGACGAGGCGAAGCGGCUGCGCGCCAUGCACAUGAAGGAGCACCCCGACUACAAGUACCGGCCGCGGCGGAAGCCCAAGACGCUGCGCAAGGAGGGCUACCCCUACUCCAUUCCCUACCCCUCCGUGCCCAUGGACGCCCUCAGAGCUGGCAUGGCGGCGAGCCAGAUGGGCCAGGUGGGCUCCUACUACUCGCCGGCGGCCGCCUACGGGUCGCUGAGCGCCGCCUCCAUGGCCGCCGCCGCUGCCGCUGCCGCCGCGCAGCAGUCCGCCAUCUCCGGGCUCUCGGCGCCUGCACAGGUGGUGAGCUCGAUGGACGCGAUGAAGUACUCGAUGGAAGCGGACAAAUACCGGUCGGCGUACAUGCCGCCCAUCUCGAUGUAUUCCGCGGACCCCAAGUCGUACAUGGAGCGUGGCGGCGGCUAUUUGGACCACACGUCGGCGCUCACCAAGGCCUACUUCGAGUCUUCCAAGAUGUACGUCGAGACCGGCCGCUACGACGCUGAGGCGGCCGCAGCCGCUGCAGCUGCGCAUCAGCGGUACGACGUGUCGAAAAUGUACGGCACGGCCCCCGAGAGUCACCCCUCGCCGCGGACGCCGACCGAGUCUCCGACAGAGAGCAAGGUGGGCGCUGCAGGCGGCCUGCUGUCGGGGGCGGUCGACCGCCAAGACGGGGGCGGGGCACCCGCCUCCUCGUCCUCGGGCUCCUCGGCGGCGUCGCCGGGUCUGGGCUACUACCACCACGGCGGGGGCGGCAUGCCCGGCCUGCUGCCCAUGGCGCAGUACAGCGGUCACUACCACCAGGCGGCGGCGGCGGCUGCGGCGGCCGCGGCCGCGGCGGCCUCCGGGGGCGGCUCCACGGGGGCCGGGGGCAGCGCGGGAGGCGGCGCGGGCUCCGUGGCCGGGGGCGGCGCAGAGUUCCGGCGGCCCCUCACCGUCAUCUUCUGA
Molecule: messenger RNA, 1161 nt
Organism: Schistocerca americana (American grasshopper)
Lineage: Eukaryota; Metazoa; Arthropoda; Insecta; Orthoptera; Acrididae
Gene: Sox21b
Product: transcription factor Sox-21-B
Exons: 5
Coding region: 76-1161 (361 amino acids)
Biological process (GO): anatomical structure morphogenesis; regulation of DNA-templated transcription; cell differentiation
Molecular function (GO): RNA polymerase II cis-regulatory region sequence-specific DNA binding; DNA-binding transcription factor activity, RNA polymerase II-specific
Source: RefSeq, a predicted model, not a curated record